AGUGCGCACCGUUAUUAUAAAUAUUUUGCAAAAAUUCCUAUAAUCAAAAUUCAGAAAAUUAAAAUUAAGGUAGUAAUAAAAAUUUAGGUUUGAUUGACGAGGUCACGGGUUUGAUCUAUUAAAUAUCUGAUUUAAUAUCAAAAUAAAUAAAAUGAAAAAAUGAGCAAAAUUAUGUGCGUGCAAGGAUAGAACAAUUAAUACGAAAUUGACACAUUUUUAUAAAGGGCCCUGCUGAUCCGUAAUAAACCAAAAUUUUGAAUCUAAAGGGUUUUUGGAAUCACUUUUUUGCUGCAUGUUUAGUAAAUUCAAAAAUAAUUUGUUUCACAUUAUCUUAAAUGUUUGGCGACACGCACGCACUGGCUCGGGAAGGUCAAACCAGCAGUCGCAUUUUCCGUGGAUUGUCUGGUCUGCGCAGGUGAUUUCGAAUCGACUGCAUGACUUAAAAGAGACUUUAUGGGAUUUUUUGCCUAAAAAAUAAAAUACCUAUCUAUUAUCUUCAUAUUAUUAAAAAAAACUAAGUUUUGUUAUUUUCCUAUUCGGAUAAUUUGAUGAUUUUUUAUUACUAACGCAGAAAAAAUAUGAACCCUCAUCUAUAAAGAGAAAGUCAUCAGUUUCUGUUUUUCACUUUUGUAAUGGCUGAUGGCCUAUUAUGAUCUAUGGGACUUGAUGAAAAUGUGAGCUAUGAACAAGAAUUAUUAAGCAACAUCCAGAAUCCACAUUUUUCACUAAAAUUUAAGCAAUGAAAAAUAUCCACAUUUUUUCGAAUAUAAAAUUCUAAAAAGAUCCGAAAACUCGCAAAAAGAAUUCUGUAGAUAAAUCCAAAGUUGUGGACGCGUCCACUAUUUUUAAAAAUGGAAAAAAUCGUUUCUGUGGAUAUGUGGACGCAUCCACAAAUAUUUGAGUAGCACUUUUUGCAACUUAAUAAAGUGAGAGUUGCUGAUAACUGACAUUGAAAAAAUAUAAUGCGCUUGCUGCAGUGGUGACUAAAUAUAUGCACACGCCAUAUAGUGGUAGCCACAUAAUUGUUAUCUUUGAAUACAACGCGAAUAUAAUACAUAUUAACCUCUAAAUUAAUUAAAAUAUAUAUUAUUCAUGAGAGCUGAAUAGAAAUUGCGACCGGAGGUGAUUAGCAUGCGCAUCACGCGUUUGAUUUGCUACACAAACGACCCUCAUGCGAAACAGUUAAAAAGCCUUUAAAUUUGCAAAACGGCAUUAGUCACGAUCUCUUAGUCUGUGCUGCGAAACGAGUGUGAAAUGAAGCUACCUAUAAUUAUUUUGGUUAACGCUGUUUUGUAUGGAGCCACAGCGUCGCCGAAACAAGAGGCCACUCAGCGAAAAACGCCAUAUUUUGAAAAACCGCGAGACCCACCACAAAGCAUGGAAUACGAACCACCAAGGAGAGAUCCGUCCAAAGAAGUCAAUGGACGCAGACCAAUUGACGAAGACAAGACAGUUAGGCAGCUGAUAUUUCCAGGGACAAAGUGGUGUGGACAAGGGAAUAUUGCCACAAGUUAUGCCGAUCUAGGAUACUACCAAGAAACUGAUAUGUGCUGCAGAGAGCAUGAUUACUGUCCAGAUUUUAUUCCGGCUGGGAAAACCAAGUAUGGACUGAAAAAUACUGCGCCAUACACAAGGGUUCAUUGUGCCUGCGACACGAAAUUUAAGAAGUGUUUGGAGAAAGAUAACACUGACGCCUCACAUGAAGUGGGUCAUCUUUAUUUCAACUUGUUUGGAAGCCAAUGUUUCAGGCGAGACUACCCGAUAGUUCAGUGCAAUCAAUAUACAAAGAUUCCUCCAAGGAGAUGUUUGGAUUAUCAACUUGACACGACUAAAGAGCAGAAGUGGCAAUUUUUUGACAACCAAUAUUAUGGUUCUCAACUUCAGAUAUAAAGUUCAAAAUCUACUCUUCGAGCGGAGUAAAAGUUGCUACCACUGCCAACUUUUCUGACACACACUGUGUCCUUGAAGUAGCCUUCUUCCACCCAAGAUUGCAUCUGCUCUGAUGUAUGUGGCCCAUGGAUUUCUUCACUGCUCUCUGUCCAUUUAAACUCCCAUUCAACCACUGCAAUUUCGAAUAAAAUUAAAUACAACAAA
Messenger RNA from Cloeon dipterum, 2094 nucleotides. RefSeq names its product phospholipase A2-like. The transcript is spliced from 4 exons. Bases 1255 to 1890 code for a protein of 211 amino acids. Gene Ontology annotation, biological process: arachidonate secretion; phospholipid metabolic process. The record is from RefSeq and is a predicted model, not a curated record. NCBI's taxonomy places the organism in Eukaryota, Metazoa, Arthropoda, Insecta, Ephemeroptera, Baetidae.